Orbicella faveolata is the source of this 5373-nucleotide messenger RNA. RefSeq names its product CD109 antigen-like. Gene Ontology annotation, cellular component: extracellular region. The record is from RefSeq and is a predicted model, not a curated record. Gene Ontology annotation, molecular function: endopeptidase inhibitor activity. Lineage: Eukaryota; Metazoa; Cnidaria; Anthozoa; Scleractinia; Merulinidae.
UUGUACAUUCAAGCCCUUAUUUUUCUCGAUCGACGAGCGAUGGUGUGUUUUUGAUGCAGCUGAUUUUGGGAUUUCGGCUCAUCUCAUUUCGUUACUGUCUAGAAGGCUGACCAAACAUUGGCUCAAAUCGUUGUUAUCAACCUGGCCGUACGCGUAUCUGAUAAACUUCCUGCAGCCAUGUUUGUCUUCAUCGCGAUUUGCAGUGCGUGUAUAACCUUAACCGCAGGGGAAAUAAACAACACAUACUUCAUUACCGCUCCCAGUGUCUUCAGACCGGGGCAACCUUUGAAGAUACGUGUGGCAUUAAGUGAUGCUGUUACUAGCCCAGUGGAUAUCACAUGUGGUAUUAUGGAUAACAAGCAGAAACGUUUGAUUGUGAGUGGAAGUGGCAUAUUUAACAAAGGAUCCCCAAGAGAAUUAACAUUACAGAUUCCUCAUGGCGUGGCUUCUACCUCCAUUUACAAUUAUUAUCUGUUGUCUGUAAAUGGCACUGGAGGUGCUAAAUUCUCUGAACUGAGAUAUAUUCGUUUUAUGGAGAAGGGUUUCACAAUCUACAUACAAACUGAUAAAGCUAUUUACAAGCCAGGGCAGAAUGUUCUGAUGCGAAUCUUCGGAGUCCAUCCAGAUCUGAGAGUUUACACUGGCAAUUUGACAGUGGACAUAUUGGAUCCCAAUGGAAACAAAAUGGCACACUGGGUCGAUCUUGACAGCCCAUCAGGUGUGGUUAAGAGAGAAUUUCUUCUUUCUACGCAACCAGUUGAGGGAGACUGGAAAAUUUCUGUGACAGCAGCAGAGGAUCAGAAAGCAGAGCAAAUCAUUGAAGUUAAGCCUUAUGUUCUUCCCAAAUUUGAAGUGAAAGUCAAGCUUCCAGCUUAUGUAAUUGAAAAAGAGAGUAAACUCCAUGGUUCUGUUGAUGUCAAGUACACAUAUGGCAAGGGAGCUAGAGGAAGAGCAAAUGUUCAGAUUUAUUUUAAUACGUAUGGGUGGGAAAAGAAACUUUCUCUCGCUAAAGACAUUCUUGUUGUCGAUGGCAGUGGCUCAUUUUCCUUUGGAAAGACCUUUAUUCUUCAGCUAUUUAAAGACUCUUUUCAGUAUGUCAGUGAUGCAAGCAUCCUUUAUAAAUAUGGCUACACACUGAUGGUCAAUGCAACCUUUCAUGAGGACCUCACAGGCAAAGUAGCUAGCGGUCAAGGAAGCGUUUCUUUUUAUGAGAUGGAUGUUAAGUUGAAAUUUGCAGAAUUCAAUCCUCAAAACUUCAAACCAGGAUUACCUUUCAAGGCUUUGCUUCAAGUUGUCCAGCCUGAUGGUGAACCAGUCAGUCCAGAUAAACUGCAAAAACUACAGGGUAAGGUCAGAAUUACAACAAAGUACGACUGGAGCGAUAAAGGCAGUGAAGAAGUCUUACCUCAUUUUGAUGACGGAGGCAUCAUUAUCACAAGAAACAUCCCUUCAUCAGCAGAUUACUCAUUAAGUUUACAGGCAGAAUAUUCAGAGGGUCUGAAGACAGUAAAAGCAUAUUUGUCGGCAUCUAAAUCAUCUUCUCCAAGCAACUCAUUCAUGCAGUUAUCAACUCCCACACCUUCAGUGAAGGCUGGUGAGAACAUUGCUUUGGAUGUGGAAGCCACUUUCACACUCUCAGAGUUAAAAUACAUGGUGUUGGCACGUGGAAUGGCAGUAGAAACAGGUACGCCUGUUGUAUCACCCGGUUCCACCAAGACUUCAUUUAAUAUCCAAUCCAAACCAGGCAUGGCUCCUACUGCACGCCUACUGGUCUACUGCAUGAAGAAAGAUGGCGAGAUUGUGGUGGACACUCUGAAUGUUAAAAUAGACGACCCUUUUCAAAAUCAAGUCUCAUUGACCAUUGACACCAACAACAAAAAUACAGUCUCUCCUGGCGACACCGUGACCAUCAAAGGCAAAGCGGCACCAGGGUCGUUUAUGGCCUUCCGCGCAGUUGAUAAGAGUGUGCUUUUAAUGAAAGAAGAUACUGAUCUCUCUGUCACCAAGGUACUCGGAGACCUUCAAAGUUACGAUUCUGCUGAAGUGUGGUACCCAUUUUGGGAGUGGGGCUUUCAGCGGAGUCGCCGUUCAAUUAUGCCUUUUCCAACUACAGGAGGCAAUGCGGCUGACAUCUUUGAGGUAAUGGAAGUACGCGGUGGAGUCCCAAAACUUGCCGAGGUAAAGCGUGUCAGAAGUUUAUUUCCUGAAACAUGGAUCUGGUUAGAAUACGAUGCCAGUUCGACAGGUGAUGUUGAAUUUCAGAGGGCCGUCCCUGAUACACUGACCACUUGGGUAGCCAGUGCUUUUGCUGUGUCAAACUCCACAGGACUGGGUGUUGGAGAACUUAAACCUCAGGUGCAAGUGUUCCAGUCGUUCUUUGUGUCACUCAAUCUUCCUUACUCUGUUGUUCGUGGUGAAGAGGUCGCUCUUCAAGUGACAGUCUUCAAUUACGAGCCGGAGCCGCAACUGGUAACUAUAACACUGAAAGGCUCUCAGGACUGGGCCAUCAUCGACGAAGUCAACACACUCGGCCUCAGAGGCGAGACUUCCCUAAACAAGGAUUACGUGGACAAAGCGAUGGACCUCAAAGUCGAGGUGACCGUGAAAGCCGGUGAAGGCAAAGCUGUGUCUUUUCCAGUGGUUCCUAGAAAGUUAGGCCUCGUGCCAAUUGAAGUGCGGGCUCAGUCCAAGACCAACGCAGACGCUGUUAGACGAAAAUUGCUGGUGGAGGCCGAGGGAGUGCCACAGGAAUACUCCAUCAGUAUGUUGUUGGAUCUUAAUUCAACGUCACGCCUGUCACGUACGCUGGACCUCAGUGUACCACCGAACACUGUCAAGGGAUCUGCGAGAGCGACGGUUUCUAUCAUGGGUGACAUUCUUGGUUCGUCCAUAAACAAUCUGGAUCACCUAGUGCGCAUGCCUUAUGGCUGCGGGGAGCAGAACAUGGUAAACUUCGCUCCCAACAUCUACGUCAUGAAAUACUUGAAGACUGUUAACCAGCUGACACAAAAACUCCAAAGUAAAGCCAAAAAUUACAUGAUAUCAGGAUAUCAAAGGGAACAGACUUACAGACACAAGGAUGGUUCUUACAGCGCUUUUGGUGAACGCGAUCCGUCAGGAAGCACAUGGCUGACUGCAUUUGUUACAAAAUCAUUUGCACAAGCCCGUGCGUUUAUCCCUGAAUACAUAGACGACAAGUUAUUAGAAGACAGUCUUGAAUGGAUGGCCCGUCAUACAGACAGAGAUGGAUCCUUCCGAAAAGUUGGCGCAGUUCAUAGCAGUGUGCUCAAGGGUGGUCAGAAAGGCGUGAUUUCUCUCACUGCGUUUGUACUCAUCGCUUUGGCAGAAGCGAACUCUAAGUCUCAGGCCGUUAUUAAUGCCAAGAAUGGCGCCGUAAAUUUCCUGGCAAACAAGGUUGAUGCGAUGUCAAGUGACAUGAAAGACGCUUACACAUUAGCUAUCACUGCCUACGCUUUGUCAUUGGUUGGAAGUGCGAAGAAAGUGAAAGCCCUUGCUGAACUGCGUAAAUUGGCAACUGAAAAAGAUGGUCUGAUGUACUGGCAAGAAAAGCAAGAAGUUAGCAAACCGAACGACAAUCCCUGGUGGCGGCCAUAUUACCGGCCGCGCUCCGCUGAUAUUGAAAUCACUGCCUAUGCUCUGUUGGCUUUCUCGCUUAACAAGGACAUCAGUGUUGGGUUGGCAAUAUCACGCUGGUUAUCGCAGCAGAGAAACUCACUGGGAGGUUACUCUUCGACUCAGGAUACCGUGAUUGGCCUCCAGGCCCUCUCGGAGUUCGCCGAGCUGAUUUAUACCCCGGAUAUUGACUUCACUGUUCAGCUGAUGUCCAGUGUGGAUCCAAACUUCAGAAAAACAGUAACUGUCAAUCAACAAAACUCCAUGGUGCUGCAGUUAGUGGAGAUACCAAAUGUGGCUGGUUCCCUGGAUGUAACGGCAAACGGGCGUGGGAUAGGAAUGUUACAGAUCGGUGUCACCUACAACGUGGACAAAGCCCCUGAGGACAGUUCAUUCGAUUUCCUGUUGGAAGUCAUCCGGGAAACUGAGUAUGAGAUAGAGGUCAAAGCCUGCUCGCAGUGGACUGACGGAAACCAGAACUCGGGCAUGGCCGUAAUGGAUGUCGGGAUACCCUCCGGAUUCGAACUGGACUGGGACACAGUCGACAAGAUCAUGUCAGAUUCAUCUCUGAAGCUCAAGCGUGUGGAGUCCCCAGAUCGCAAAGUGCUUUUCUACUUUGAUGAGAUCCCAGCAUCUAAAAUGGUCUGCGUCACAGUGACGUUUCAACGUGCGUAUGACGUAGGCAAACCUCAGCCUUCCUCGGCGUCUGUUUACAGUUACUACGAACCAGAGAAUCGUGCCGAUGCCCUGUAUGCUGUGGACUCUCUUAAAGAUCAGGGAGUCUGCCGUGUCUGCACCGAUUGUGUCAACUGCGAAGUAAGAGACGAGCCUGACGAUGAAGAGGACAAGAGCUCGGCACCUGGACUGAUGGCUGCAAUUGGCAGCGGGGGAAUGGCGCUACUGUCGCUGCUGUUGUUCGCUGCAUUGAAGUGAGGUUUUUGAGCAAGCGAGGGAUUCGACCAUUGUAACCCUCAAAUAUAUUCACUUUUUUAAUAUUCUUUUACAUUUUAUAAUCCCGUUCCACGCAGCAAAGUGUAUGUAACACACUAAACGAGCACAAAUCUAACUGUUACCGCGUACGAUGAGGCAUAAUCUGGAUUUGGUGAAGCUGUCUUGUUAGACUCUUUAAACUGAAGAAUUUUUAUAUUUUUCACUCUUCCUUUGUACUCUGACUCGUCCUGGUGGGUCGCAUAUUACUCAGCAUUUUAUGAAUAACUUUACAGUAAAAACCCGCCUAUAAGAACCUGACAUUUAAGAACCUGUUUGGCUAAAAUUUCCCAGUUAAGCGCCCUUCACCUCAAUACAGGUUCUUAUUCUUGAAAUAUAAAGUUUUUUUUUUUUUAACAUAAUACAGCACACAACAAAAGGUAACAAAAACUAGUCAGAAUACUCAAUGAUUCAUUAUAAAGGCCCCACCUUGAGAGCACUUUCUCGUCUCGCGGCUUCGCCGCGCGAUUUCGCCCUCGCCGCUACGACGCGCGCUCCGCAUAAAGUAGAGGCCAAAACACCGCAACUACUUUUAAAGGAGAAAUGAUGUACAAACGUAUUUUACUAAUUUUUCACGUUUUAGACGUAAUUAAGUAUAUAGGUACGUAACUAUUUAGCGUUGCAGGUAGAAAUAGAUUGUAUAGAUUGUAGAUAGUAUUUGAAAGUUAUGCAUUCCCCAAGUAAAACUGUGAUGGAAUAACUAGCGUGUCCACCUGUCAAUGUAUAUUCAUGAAAUAAACCUAUUGCACCUCA